AUGGCCUCUAAGCUGAGGAUUGUUAGCCAGACGGACAGAUUCCCAGACAGCGCGAUCUUCGGGCAGAACCUUCCUUUUCUCUGGAACCUCAUCAUUGCAUUGUUCCAGUUAGAAAACAGGCCAGGGUGCUCGGGGCCCGGCCUCGGGGAGACGGCAGAUGAGCGGAACUGCAGUUCUGGGGCCGGGAGAGCGCCCGGAGGCUUUUCGCGGAACUCCUGCCCUAGCGACGCGCGCCUCGUUGCUAGGGGCGGUGGCAUGGGAGGCUGUGGAGCGUGGUGGUUGCUGACUCCCUCCACUCGGCGCCCCUGCCGGCCCCAGCUCCCGGCCCGGCCAGCCGGCUGGGGACACCUCUUCCAGCAGCCACAAGGGAUGCUGCUGCCCUGGUCUCCUCCCUGCAAGGUUUUGUGUAGAUCCUGUGCAGUGAUGGGGAAACUGCAAAGCAAACUCAAACAUAGCACUUACAAGUACAGCAGGCCCGACGGAAUUCUAGAAGAGAGAAUUCAAACUAAAGCUUGUCAGGAGUAUAGCCCAGCCCACGUGGAUACUGUGUCUGUCGUUGCUGCCCUGAGCUCAGACCUGUGCGUCUCUGGAGGAAAAGAUAAGACAGCUGUGGCCUACGACUGGAAAACCGGAAAUGUGGUGAGACGUUUCAGAGGACACGAACGAGAAAUCACUAAGAUAGCCUGUGUGCACAGAUCGAGCCAGUUCUUCAGCGCCUCUCGUGACAGGAUGGUCAUGAUGUGGGACUUGCACGGCCCCUCGCAACCAAGGCAGCAGUUCUCUGGCCACGCCAUGGUGGUCACUGGAUUGGCCGUGAGUCCAGACUCUUCACAGCUGUGUACUGGCUCUCGGGACAACACCCUGCUUCUGUGGGACGUUGGGACCGGCCAGUGUGCAGAGACAGCUUCCAUCUCCAGGAACCUGAAGGUAGAACGGGGGCUGCUCUCCUUAGCGGCCACUCGCAGGCAACUCUCUACCGCGUGUUUGGGCGCCUGCGUGCGUUUGGGUACUCACGACUGGCCCAGAGCUGCUACCAUUGCUCCUGCUCAUCUGGGAUUAUGGGACAGUCGGGGGCUGCAGGUAGCGCAUAUAUUUCCCACAAAGCAGCAUAUUCAGACCUACUGCGAGGUCAGUGAGGAUGGACACAAAUGUAUCUCCUGCAGCAACGGCUUUGGAGGGGAAGGCUGUGAAGCCACGUUGUGGGACCUACGGCAGACGCGGAAUAGAAUAUGUGAAUACAAGGGGCAUUUCCAGACUGUCACAUCCUGUGUCUUUCUACCAAGAGCAUUAGCCUUGAUGCCUACAAUUGCCACCUCAUCACAUGACUGCAAAGUGAAGAUUUGGAACCAAGAUACUGGAGCCUGCCUGUUCACCUUGUCCCUGGACGGAUCAGGACCUUUGACUUCCCUGGCUGUUGGCGACACCGUCUCCUUGCUGUGUGCGAGUUUCAGCCGAGGAAUUCACCUGCUCAGAGUGGACUGCAGCCAAGGGCUGGCACUGCGGGAGGUGGCAGCAUUCUGA
This is a messenger RNA of Puma concolor (puma), 1521 nucleotides long. Lineage: Eukaryota; Metazoa; Chordata; Mammalia; Carnivora; Felidae. The record is from RefSeq and is a predicted model, not a curated record.